Molecule: messenger RNA, 3540 nt
Organism: Sorex araneus (European shrew)
Lineage: Eukaryota; Metazoa; Chordata; Mammalia; Eulipotyphla; Soricidae
Product: von Willebrand factor A domain-containing protein 5A-like
Exons: 17
Coding region: 47-2440 (797 amino acids)
Source: RefSeq, a predicted model, not a curated record
AGUUGCUUCUGGUGCUCAUCUGCUGUUCCACGUAACCUGACUCACCAUGAAUUGUCCCUGUGGCCUCCUCACCCUGAAGCAGGAACCAGUACCACUGAAGAGCAUCGCUGUGAGCGUGUCCAUCCUGGAGUUUGUGGCCGAUGUGGCCGCCACGCUGAACUAUGAGAAUGAGGAGACAGUUCCGGUGGAGGCCUUCUUCGUGUUCCCCAUGGACGAGAAAUCCGCCGUCUAUUCCUUUGAGGCCCUGGUGGAUGGAAGGACAAUCGUGGCAGAGCUGCGCGACAAGGAGAAGGCCCACAGCGAGUAUGAGGACGCCCUGAGCCAGGGUCACCAGGCCUUCCUCCUGGAAGAGGAUGCGCUCUCGGGGGAUAUUUUCUGCUGCAGCGUGGGCAACCUGCCCCCGGGCUCACGCGCAGCCCUCACGCUCAAGUACGUGCGGGAGCUGGCCUUGGAGGCCGAUGGGGCCCUGCGCUACGUGCUCCCGGCUGUCCUGAACCCACGCUACCAGCUGUCAGGCUCGCCGGACAACAGCCUUCUCAGCAUGCAGUGCCCCAAAGCCCCCGAGGGGUCUCCGCCCUACACGCUCAGCCUGGCUGCCUCCAUCCGCUCCCAGCACACCAUCGACAGGAUCCAGUCUAACUGCUCUUUAAGUGCCACCAAGUACCUUGGGAAUGACAGGACUUCUGCUGAGGUUUCCCUGGCUGAUGGUCACAAGUUUGACCGAGAUGUGGAACUACUGGUUUACUACAGGGAGGUGCAUACCCCCAGUGUGACUGUGGAGAUGGGAGAUCCCACCGCCAAACCUGAUUCUCUGAUGGGAGCUCCAUCUGCAAUGGUGAGUUUCUACCCAGAUAUCCCAGAGACUCAGACCUCAAAAGCCUGUGGAGAAUUUGUCUUCCUCAUGGACCGUUCAGGGAGCAUGGAUUGCCGUAUGAAUAAGGAUUCACCUCAGACACGCAUUGAGGCAGCCAAGGAAACACUGAUCUUGCUGCUAAAGAGUUUGCCCUUGGGGUGUUACUUCAAUAUCCAUGGAUUUGGAUCUUCCUAUGAGGCAUUCUUUCAGAACAGUGUAGAGUACACACAAGAGACCAUGAAAGAAGCCCUGAAGAGAGUGGAGCUUUUGAAAGCCGACCUGGGGGGCACGGAGAUCCUGAGCCCACUCGAGAUUAUUUACCGAGCCCCUUCUGUCCCAGGCCACCCUCUCCAGCUUUUUGUCUUCACAGAUGGAGAAGUUACUGACACAUCCAGGGUCAUUGAGGAAGUCAGAAAAAACAGCUCAAAGCACAGGUGUUUCUCAUUCGGCAUUGGUGAAGGCGCCUCCACCAGCCUCAUAAAAGGCAUCGCCCGGGCAUCUGGUGGCGCUGCAGAGUUCAUCACGGGCAAAGACAGAAUGCAGUCCAAGGCUCUGAGGUCCCUGAAAUGUGCUCUGCAGCCUGCUGUCGAGGGGGUCUCUCUGAGCUGGGAUCUGCCCUCCGGACUGUCUGCUCAGCUGCUUUCCCCACCAGAGACGUCUGUCUAUCAGGGCCAGCGGUUAAUCAUCUAUGCCCAAUUGUUGGGGACUAUGCCACCCGCGGAGGUGAUGGGCAAGGUUUGCUUCAAGUACACAUUCCAAGGCAAGAGUGUGGAGAAUAAGGUGACAUUUCCUCUACAAAGCCAGCUGGACCCCAACUUCACUGUCCACCGCCUGGCUGCCAAGGCCUUCAUCCAGGCCAAGGACACAGGCCGCUGGAGGAUGAACGAGGCAGACGUGAAAACCAUCAUCCAAGCCAGCCUGGAGUGUGGAGUCAUGAGCUCCCACACUGCUUUCAUCGCCAUCGACAAGGCCCUCAACCAGCCAGUUCAGGGAUCUCUGGCUCAAAGGAACAUCCCAACACCAAUGUUCUUUAGUUGCCCCACCCCACAAGCAGUAUGCUUUUUAGCUGGACUUGAACCAACGCUUUCUGAUCAAUUUGGUGAGAAUUUUUUGAUGAACUUUGCUGCUACGGGGAGGAAAAAUUCUAGCUUUUUAUACGAGGAUGAAGAAGCUCCAAUGAACUGGCUUGGUCGGCUUGGUCGUAGGUCUUCCCCAGAAGAUGACCUGUUGGAAGAACAAGAUGAAGAAGAGCCUGAGACUGAUCAGCUCCUGGAGUUGAUUAUGCUCCAGAAGGCCAAUGGCUCCUGGGAGCUAGAUGACCAACUGGCCGCUAUCCUCGGAGUGAGUCUGCCGGACAUGCAGACAGCACUGACUGUUAAGGACGUGGAGCCUUCCUGCUGGGCCACAAUCCUGGCAGUGACCUGGCUGAACACGAAUGGUCAGGGCCGGAAGUGUGAGUGGGAGCUUCUGGAAAGGAAGGCGGUGGCCUGGAUUCACAGCCACUCAGGCUCUGUCUUGCAAACACUUGUGGAAGCUGCCGCUGCUUUCCUGAAGUCAUCGGUGGAUGUGGCUGUCUUUGCCCUCUGAGCACACUGGGCAAGACCCCGUCCACUUCAGCGUGUCUUCAUGCCUGACAUCUACCUAGCCUGUCUCUUGUCAUCAAAGUGCUGCCCCAUACUGCCUCGCUCCUGGUUCCCUCCAGAGAAAAUCCUCCUGUCCCCAGCAGGAACCCUCUGCCAAAUGUUAGUGGGUGGAAGUUCUGGAACAGAUACAAGGAAGUCCAAUUAGAUAGCUAUUUGCAACAAAAUUGUGCAAGUGCUAGGAAGAGUAAUUAGCAAAGAAAAAGCCAUCAAAGGAAUCCAAAUUGCAAAGGAAAUAGAGAACUACUGCUAUUUACCAGGGAAUGACAGUAACCGACAGUAUUCUAGAAAACCCUAAAGACACCACAAAAUAUCACUUCAAGUGUCAAGGUAAAAAAAGUUACAUUUCUAUAGGCAAACAAUGUGAUAGAAGAAAGAAAAUAAUCAUCCUUUUUCAUCACACUAAAACAUGAAAUACCUGGCAAUAAAACCUAACAAAAAAGGUGAAAGACCUGUACAUUGAAAACUGUAUGAUGCCACUAAAAGAAAAUGAAGACCUAUAGAAAUAGAAGAUGAUCUAUAUUUGUGGGUCAGAAGAAUAAGCAUUAAAUUUAUUAUCUGAAACCUUCCAGAAUUGUAUGUCCUUCUCUCCAGGAAGGGAGCUUAACAUGACAUCCACCAAAACCAUGCCUCCAACCCCUGCAUAAGGCUAUUUCAUUUGGGGUGCCCCAGAGGGGGGAGUGAGACCCCUCCCCAUGCCAGGGACCCAGCUCCUGUAGCCAAAAACCUCCAGAACCCAACCACCACCAUACUCACGGCCACUCUCCACAAGCUCAAGAGUGAACCCUACCCAUACUCCAAGAUUACCGCACCACAUUGACAGAGUUAAAAGUAGGAGGCAACCAAUUUUAGAGUGAAUUGUUUUUUUACAGAUAAAUAUAUAUACACACAUAUAUAUAUUUGCAUACAUAUAUAUACAAACACACACGGCUCAACCUUUAACAUGUUAGUGAUCUCUUAUUAGAAGGACUUAAAGGCCCCCAGGUGAAAUACAACAAUCUUUGCACUCUUUUCUCCACUGAUACGUUUUUGUAGCAUUUUAGUGGU